CCGGCUGGCAAUUUACCUGCCCCCAUCCAUUAAGUCGCGACCUCUCCCAUCCACGAUACUUUGAUCCCACCAAACAGUCCUUUCGAACAACCCUUCUCGUAUCGCAAUUGCACAUCAGUCGCCAUGGAGAACAUCAAGGAGUUUGCCGAUAUGCCCGCUGAGUUCCUCAAGGAGGGUACUCUUUUCAUGAACCGCUGCACCAAGCCCGACAAGAAGGAGUUCAUCAGGAUAUCGCAAGCCGUCGGAAUCGGUUUCUUGAUCAUGGGCGUCAUUGGCUACGUCGUCAAGCUUGUCCACAUUCCCGUCAACAACAUCCUCGUCGGCGGCUCAUAAAUUAUCACCCCUCACGCCAAAGAGCAUCCAUUUACUUUUCCUUCGGCCAUACGACCGACUCGUUUGCCGUAUCCAUUUUGUAGUUGUGCUUGGCGACUAAGGGCAGAGAAGGCCACAUUACGAGUCUGGACGCUUGGCUAUCGGACAUGACAUAUCUAUGGCAUAGGGCUGUACAAUACCGACAUUGGGUCAGCGGGAGUUUGAUUAUAUCCACAUCUACAUUUUGCAAACUAUACAUCUAAUGUCUGCGUCCUUGAUGCGUGUGUGAGGUGACAAUACAUCACCUCAGUUCGAUUGAUAUAAAGGAACUACAAUAUGCGAAGAUGAGAGAUCCAGUCACGCCAU
Messenger RNA from Bipolaris maydis ATCC 48331, 678 nucleotides. RefSeq lists its product as uncharacterized. Gene Ontology annotation, cellular component: Ssh1 translocon complex; membrane. Lineage: Eukaryota; Fungi; Ascomycota; Dothideomycetes; Pleosporales; Pleosporaceae. Gene Ontology annotation, molecular function: transmembrane protein transporter activity. The record is from RefSeq and is a predicted model, not a curated record. Gene Ontology annotation, biological process: protein targeting; post-translational protein targeting to membrane, translocation.